AUACUUUCCUAUCAAUAGUGUAUUGGGCAACGGCUUUAGCAAUUGGGCUUCGUGAGCGUCCCGAAGGUGAAGAAUAGAAAGAAAAGGAGCUCCGCUCCUCUUCGCCCAAAUUGUUAGGGCUUUCGAUCGAUUACUUGAAGUCUUUACGCUUCCGCGAGCGGGAAUCCAGGAGCGGAGCCGGCCCCUUCUCCCCUUCAAGCGUCUCCAUCCCCACCAUCCGGUUCUUUUCGGGGGAGUCAGCCGCCUGGAUCGGUUUCUACCUCUUUCUUUGGGGCAAUCUGCGGGUCCGUUACGAGGUUUCUUCCGUUACUCGGAUGAUCGGUUGAACGAUUCGCGGCGCGAUGACCUACCGGGCUCAGGAUGUCGAGGGCAUCGUGGAUCUGGAGACGAAGUCGGGGGCGGGGGAGGUGAAUGGGGAUUACGUGAGGUUGGGUGAUGGCGAGCCCCAAUGCUGUUCCACCAAGCGUAGUUCUCUUUGGUGGUGGGUCAGGGUGGCUCUCUUGUGCGUUUUAUUGUGCGCGGCCGCGGUGCCUCUCGUCAUCUUUGCUGGCCCUUUGAUCAUCAAAAAGGUGGUUGUACCAAUUUUGGACUGGGAGAGAGCCACAUUCAGCACAUCGGUCCUUGGACUGUUACUUUUUUCUUGUAUUGCAUUGUUUCCGAGUAUGUUGUUACCUUCAUCACCUUGUAUGUGGAUAGCGGGGAUGACAUUUGGCUAUGGUUAUGGCUUUCUGUUAAUUAUAUCAGCGAGUUGUAUAGGCAUGUCGCUGCCCUUUUUUGUUGGAUCAUUCUUUCGUGACAAUAUACAUAGAUGGUUGGAGAAAUGGCCCAAGAAAGCAGCUAUUGUAAGAUUAGCUGGUGAAGGAGAUUGGUUUCAUCAAUUCCGAGCUGUUAUUUUACUCAGGAUUUCACCAUUUCCAUAUAUUAUCUUUAACUAUGCAGCUGUUGCAACAAAUGUUAAAUAUGGUCCAUAUAUAUCAGGUUCACUUAUAGGAACCGUACACGAGGUCUUUAUUACAAUUUACAGUGGGAGGGUGCUUCGGAGCUUAGCAGAUGCAACCAACACUGGUGGUUUCCUUUCAGUGCAGCAGGUUCUCUACGAUAUAAUUGGCUUCUGCAUUGCAGCAGCAGCGACUGCAGCUAUUACUAUCUACGCCAAGAGUACUCUUCAAAACCUCCAAGCCGAGGAUGAGCUCAGUUAGCUCAACAAAUUCAAACCUGUUCCUGGCAGUAGCAUGUAAAGUUGAUUGUUAUCUUUAGAGCUUUCGUUUUGGUUCUCUGUUCCUCUCCCCUUUGACCGAGUUGCUGGUGUCCAAUGGGAAAUGGACUUGUGUCUUGUGAUCUAUUACACGAUACGACAAUUACACGAAAAAGGAAACAAAUAGGAGACGAUUGUUACACUUGUCAACAUCAUUGACCACCAUCAUCUGUUGGAGGAUUCACAGAACCAUUUAACA
Musa acuminata AAA Group (dessert banana) is the source of this 1454-nucleotide messenger RNA. RefSeq lists its product as uncharacterized. The record is from RefSeq and is a predicted model, not a curated record. The transcript is spliced from 4 exons. Lineage: Eukaryota; Viridiplantae; Streptophyta; Magnoliopsida; Zingiberales; Musaceae. Bases 342 to 1199 code for a protein of 285 amino acids.